Penicillium riverlandense is the source of this 5043-nucleotide messenger RNA. Its product is annotated as DNA-directed RNA polymerase I core subunit RPA190. Gene Ontology annotation, molecular function: DNA binding; DNA-directed RNA polymerase activity. Gene Ontology annotation, biological process: DNA-templated transcription. Lineage: Eukaryota; Fungi; Ascomycota; Eurotiomycetes; Eurotiales; Aspergillaceae. The record is from RefSeq and is a predicted model, not a curated record. The transcript has 4 exons. The coding region runs from base 1 to 5043 and encodes 1680 amino acids. Gene Ontology annotation, cellular component: RNA polymerase I complex.
AUGGCGAAUUUCGCUCGCCCGGUCGCUUCGACCAUUGCUGGAGUUGACUUCAGUGUCUUCUCGGACCAGGAGAUCAAAGCUCUUUCGGUGAAAAGAAUUCACAAUACCCCAACCUUGGAUUCGUUCAACAACCCAGUUCCCGGUGGUCUUUAUGAUCCGGCACUCGGUGCAUGGGGAGACCAUGUAUGUUCUACGUGCCGUCUGAACUCAUGGUCUUGUACCGGUCAUCCCGGACACAUCGAGCUCCCUGUACCCGUCUACAAUGUCACCUUCUUCGACCAAAUCUACCGGCUUAUCCGCGCACAGUGUGUGUAUUGUCACCGCUUACAGAUGUCCCGCGCUCAGGUUAACUUGUACACCUGCAAGUUUCGCCUUUUGCAAUAUGGUCUCGUCGAUGAUCUGGCCGCAAUCGACAAGAUCGGAACAAAGGGAAUCAAAUCAAAAGACAACGACGAAUCCAAUGAUGACGAAGAGCCGGAUGAGGAAGACAUCAGGGAUAAGCGAACUGCUUUCGUCACUCGGCGCAUUAAGGAAGCUAAAAAGGCGGGCAACCUGGACGGGCUCAUGGCCGGUGCAAAGAAUCCGGUUGCUGCCGAGCACAGGCGAGAGCUGGUCAAGUCCUUCCUCAAGGACAUUGUUGGCGCUCGUAAAUGCGCUAACUGCAGCGGAAUUUCUCCAUCCUAUCGGAAAGACCGCUACAGCAAGAUCUUCCGAAAACAGUUGACCGAGAAACAGAGGGUUGCGAUGGCGGCCGGCGGAUUCCAGGCACCAAAUGCCAUGAUCCUUCUCGAGCAAGAAAAGAAGCAUGGGUCAAAGCAAAAUGGUACUCAGGUAAAUGGUGUCUCCGAUACUACUAGCGUCACCUCGGAGACCCAUGGCGCCGAGGAGGAAAUCCGUCGCGGGGCCGCUGUUGUGACACAGUCUACUUCAAAGGAAGGGCAAGCUGGACAAGAGUUUAUGCCCAGCUUGGAAGUCUACAGUACCAUCAAGCUUCUUUUCCAGAAGGAAGCCGAGAUUAUGAACCUUGUGUAUAGCUCUCGACCAACGCCAAAGGGGGCGACUCCGGUAACGGCGGACAUGUUUUUCAUCAAAAAUAUUUUGGUUCCGCCAAACAAGUACCGCCCGGCUGCCCCCCAGGGCCCUGGGGAGAUCUCCGAGGCUCAGCAGAACAUUCCGUUCAGCAAUAUCCUGAAGAACUGCGACCUCAUCAAUCAAAUCAGCAAGGAAAUGCAGAACGAAGCCGACAAGGCCCUCACUAGGGUGCGGAAUUACAGUGAUCUACUCCAGGCAAUGAUUCAACUACAGGAUACGGUCAACGGUCUGAUUGAUCGCGAGCGAACCGCGGUUACCGGGUCAGCCAUCGCUGGGCUCCCCAAUGGCAUCAAACAGCUUCUAGAGAAGAAGGAAGGACUGUUCCGAAAGAACAUGAUGGGCAAGCGUGUGAACUUUGCUGCCCGAAGUGUCAUUUCGCCAGACCCCAACAUCGAGACCAAUGAGAUCGGUGUUCCUCUUGUCUUCGCCAAGAAACUGACCUUUCCGGAGCCUGUGACGAACCACAAUUUCUUCGAGUUGAAAGAAGCAGUCAUCAAUGGUCCGGACAGGUACCCUGGUGCAGCGGCUAUCGAAAACGAGAAUGGACAGGUUAUCAACCUCAAGUUCAAGAGCUUAGACGAACGGACAGCACUUGCCAACCAACUUCUCGCGCCCUCAAACUGGCGGAUGAAGGGCUCGCGCAACAAGAAGGUUUACCGACAUCUUACGACUGGCGAUUAUGUCUUGAUGAACCGUCAGCCUACUCUGCACAAACCAUCCAUUAUGGGUCACAAAGCUCGUGUGCUUCCCAACGAGAGGACCAUUCGCAUGCACUACGCCAACUGCAAUACCUACAAUGCGGAUUUCGAUGGUGAUGAGAUGAACAUGCACUUCCCUCAGAACGAGCUUGCUCAGGCAGAAGCAAGGAUGCUUGCGGACGCAGAUCAUCAGUACCUCGUUGCUACCUCAGGCAAGCCACUCAGAGGUUUGAUUCAGGAUCACAUUUCGAUGGGAACGUGGUUAACGUGCCGGGACUCCUUUUUCGACGAAGAGGAUUACCAUCAGCUUUUGUAUAAUUGUUUAAGACCGGAGAACUCCCACAUCGUCACUGAUCGGAUCCAGCUCGUGGAGCCUGCGUUCCAAAAACCGAAAUAUCUCUGGACUGGCAAGCAGAUUAUCACGACAAUUCUCAAAAACAUCAAGCCUCCAGGGCGGGCAGGUCUUACGUUGAAGGGCAAGUCUUCGACUCCUGGUGAACGAUGGGGCGAGGGCAGUGAAGAAGGAAAUGUCAUCUUCGACGAUGGAGAGUUCCUGUGUGGUAUCCUCGAUAAGAAACAGCUUGGUCCGAGCGCUGGUGGUCUCAUUGAUGCUAUUCAUGAGAUCUACGGUCACACAGUUGCUGGAAAGCUGAUGAGUAUCCUGGGACGCCUUCUAACCCGGUUCUUGAACAUGCGAGCAUUCACUUGUGGCAUUGAUGAUCUGCGAUUGACCAAAGAGGGCGAUCGGGCUCGCAAGGAGCUGCUGAGCACGGCUGAGAAGAUGGGUCGUGAGGCUGCUCUGAAAUACGUGACCUUGGACCAGACUACUGUGACGGACGAGGAUGCUGAGCUCAAACGCCGCUUGGAAGAGGUCCUCCGCGACGAUGACAAGCAAAGUGGCUUGGAUAGCGUCUCGAACGCUCGAAACGGCCAACUGUCCUCGGAUAUCACCCGAGCCUGCUUGCCAGGCGGUCUCGCCAAAUCCUUCCCCUGGAACCAGAUGCAGUCGAUGACAAUUUCUGGAGCUAAGGGUUCAGGUGUCAACGCCAACCUGAUUUCCUGCAACCUCGGCCAGCAAGUUUUGGAAGGUCGUCGGGUACCCACCAUGAUUAGCGGUAAAACGCUGCCGUCAUUCAAGGCCUUCGAGACACACCCCAUGGCUGGUGGCUAUGUCUCUGGUCGUUUCUUGACUGGCAUCAAGCCCCAGGAAUACUAUUUCCACGCCAUGGCCGGCCGUGAGGGUCUGAUUGAUACUGCAGUCAAGACGUCCAGGUCGGGCUACCUGCAGCGUUGCUUGAUCAAGGGUAUGGAAGGAUUGAAGGCCGAAUACGACUCCUCCGUUCGCGAAGCUUCGGAUGGCUCCAUUGUCCAAUUCUUGUAUGGUGAAGACGGUCUUGAUAUCACCAAGCAGGUUCAUCUCAGAGAUUUCGAUUUCCUUGCCGCAAACUACCGCUCAAUUUCGCAACAAGUCCAAUCAGACCAUUUCCAAAGUCUGGCAAAGGAGGAGGUUACGGCCUGGCACAAGGACGCAAUGAAGGCUGUUCGCCGGUCUAACGAUCCCAAUGCUAUGGACACUGUGUUGUCUCGGUACCACCCUGGCGGAAACUUGGGCAGCACGUCUGAAGAUUUUGCUCAAGCACUCAAGAAGUAUACCGAUGACAACCCGGAUCAGCUCAUUAGGGACAAGAAAAACGACAUCGAGGGCAAAAUCUCCAAGAAAACUUUCGAUAAGUUGAUGAACAUGAAGUACCUGAAGUCCAUUAUUGAUCCAGGAGAGGCGGUUGGAAUCAUGGCUGGUCAGUCUGUCGGAGAGCCAUCGACGCAGAUGACCCUUAACACUUUCCAUUUGGCUGGUCACUCGGCAAAGAACGUGACACUUGGUAUUCCUCGACUCCGUGAAAUUGUUAUGACCGCCAGUGCUGCGAUCAUGACUCCGCAAAUGACGCUGCUUUUGAACGAUGGAAUUUCCCGGGAAGACUCGGAGAAGUUUGCCAAGGCAAUCAGCAAGCUCAGCGUCGCCGAAGUUGUCGACAAGGUGCAGGUUAGGGAAAGAAUCGCUUCCGGUAUUGGUCACACGACAGCCAAGGUUUAUGAUAUCGAGGUCAACUUCUUCCCGAGCGAGGAAUACACCAAGGAAUACGCCAUUCAGGUCAGAGAUGUGCAGAACGCCUUGCAGACCAAGUUUAUCCCCCGGUUGGUCAAGUUGACUCGCAACGAGCUGAAGAAGCGGAAAGACGAGAAGACGAUGAAGAGCCACUCAACCGCUCAGCCUGAAAUUGGUGUUUCGAUUGGCACGAUCUCCGAGGGACCGAGAGGCCCGGAUCGUGAGAUUGAGCCUGCUGAUGAAGACAACGAGGACGAUGAAGAUGAUGCCAAGCGAGCACGCGGAGCCCAAAACCGGGACAACCAGGUUUCCUACGAAGGGCCUGACGAGGACGAGGAGGCCAUCAUCAGACGUCAGAACUCCCCCGAGGUGGAUGAUGACUUCGAUGCUGAUCAUCCCGUCCGGACCACUGGCGACGUGGACAUGGACGACGAUUCCGACUCUGACUCCGAUUCGGAUGACGAGGGCGCCCAGGACAGCAAGGCGCGUGAGAACGACGUCAAGGAGAAGUUUGAAGAGGUCACUAAAUUCAAGUUCGACCACAAGACAGGCGCGACGUGCACCGUUCAGCUGCAGUACGACGUCUCGACCCCGAAACUCCUUCUCCUUCCCAUUGUCGAAAAGGCCGUCCACGAAGCCGUGAUCCAGUCUAUUCCCCGCCUUGGAAACUGCGUCUACGUCGAAGCAGACGAGAUCAAGAAAGAGCCUGCUACUGUUGUCACCGAGGGCGUUAACCUGCUCGCCAUGCGCGCCUACCAGGACAUCAUCAAGCCCCACUCAAUCUACACCAACUCCAUCCAUGACAUGCUCAACCUGUACGGUGUCGAAGCCGCACGCGCCACCAUCGUCCGCGAAAUGGAUGCCGUUUUCAAGGGCCACAGUAUCAGCGUGGAUAACCGCCAUCUGAACCUGAUCGGCGACGUGAUGACCCAGUCCGGCGGAUUCCGUGCCUUCAGCCGUAAUGGCCUGGUCAAGGAUUCUGCGUCACCCUUUGCGAGAGCCAGUUUUGAGACCACCGUUGGCGCCCUGAGAGAUGCCGUACUCGAGAGAGACAUGGAUAACCUCAAGAGUCCUAGCAGCAGAAUUGUUGUUGGCCGCUCCGGUACCGUUGGAACCGGCUCUUUCGACAUCCUUGCUCCAGUUGCAUAA